Molecule: messenger RNA, 1607 nt
Organism: Liolophura sinensis
Lineage: Eukaryota; Metazoa; Mollusca; Polyplacophora; Chitonida; Chitonidae
Product: THO complex subunit 4-B-like
Exons: 6
Coding region: 66-890 (274 amino acids)
Biological process (GO): mRNA export from nucleus
Cellular component (GO): nucleus
Molecular function (GO): mRNA binding
Source: RefSeq, a predicted model, not a curated record
ACCAAACUUUUGUGAAAGCAGUCGCUCGUUUCAGCUGAAUUUCUGGUAAUAUUCGCCCUUCAAAUAUGUCUGCGGGCGACAAGAUAGACCUAAGUCUAGAUGACAUCAUAAAAAUGAACAAGAAGGGUGGGGGAGGCGGUGGAAGAGGCCGCGGAGGGCGUCGUGGUGGUACGAGUGGGUUGAGAGGACGCGCGGGCACAUCCCGAGGCCGGGGCGGCCGUCGUGGGGCAGCUGGCGGUGGGGUUUUCCGAGGCGGAGUGCAGAAAAGAAGAGGUGGUAGACCAACACCUUAUUCACGGCCCAAAGAGAUGCCUGAUGUGUGGCAGCACGACAUGUUUGAUGGUGGGUCCAGCCCCUUGAAGAAGCUUGGAGGGUCUAUAGGAGGGGGAGUAGGAGGAGGCCUGCAGGCAGGCAAACUGCUCGUCUCAAACCUGGACUUUGGAGUCAACGACUCCGACAUACAGGAACUUUUUGCGGAGUUUGGGCCCUUGAAGAAAGCUGCUGUCCAUUAUGAUCGAUCUGGGAGAUCUUUAGGCACAGCAGAAGUUAUAUUUGAGCGGAGAUCAGAUGCUGUCAAAGCAAUGAAGCAGUACAAUAAUGUGCCCCUUGAUGGUCGGCCCAUGAACAUACAAUUAGUGGGUUCUCCGGCCAGCGACACCACAUCGAGGUUACAGCAAGGGGGACGACUGGGCUAUUCUGCAGGGAGCUAUGGCGGCGGCAGUGGUGGAGGUGCCCGAUCAGGCAACACAAGAAGCCGUGGAGCUGGGCGAGGUCGAGGGAGGGGAAGAGGGGGUAACCGAGGUGGUCGUCGAAAUCAACAGAAGCCAAUGACAGCGGAAGAGCUAGAUGCGGAACUGGACGCAUACAAUUCCAAGAUGGAUGUACAAUAGAACAAAUUAGAUGCAGUUGAAGAUUUGAUGGACACUUGUAAGUGGAAGUGUAUUUUGGUGGGAUUAUGCUGACUGAUGAAUAGUUGCAUGGUCCAGUGAGGGGUGGCUUGUGUUCCUAGGGCUGUCCUUAUCAUUUUUAUUGUUCUCCAGCUCCAGAUAAGUGGACUCCCUCUGCUGUGACAAACCAAGGUUAUGCCUGUAGGGGUGGUACUGGAAAGACAACUAUUUCAUUGGGCACAGCCCACCAGCCCUGGUGACCCCUCAUCAUAAUGUAUAUAACUGUCAAGUUCCGUGUGCACUGGACAGUGUUUUAAGACAGGCAUCCAUUGUCCUCCCCACUCACAUCAGCUGAACUUACAUGAACAGUCAGAUGUUGGACUUUGAUCAGUCAUGGUGGUCUUUACAUAAAUCGUGUUUUAGUGUCAUAAGUAAUUUAGGAAUUUGAAAGAUUGGUUUAGGUUUUCAUUCAUCUCCAUGACUUUUUUUUUUUUGUUUUUUAAACUCCUGGAACAUGUUGAGUGCUUGUGGAAAGAGUGAUUGUGGUGAAUGGUGUAGAAGGAAGCUCAGGUCAUCCCCAUUGUAACAGUCAUGCUUUUAGUUAUAGAUUGUGUACUUAUUUUAAACUAUUACAUGCCAUUCUGUAUCUACAGCAACUCAAUACUGUUGACAUGUUUGAAAUCUCAUAUGUAAAGAAAAAAAUAAACUUGUCUUAUUUUA